Molecule: messenger RNA, 3300 nt
Organism: Rangifer tarandus platyrhynchus (Svalbard reindeer)
Lineage: Eukaryota; Metazoa; Chordata; Mammalia; Artiodactyla; Cervidae
Source: the annotation of a GenBank genome assembly
AUGUCAUCUCAAACUAAGUUCAAGAAAGACAAAGAGAUCAUUGCCGAAUAUGAAGCCCAAAUAAAAGAGAUCCGCACGCAGCUGGUGGAGCAGUUCAAGUGCUUGGAGCAGCAGUCGGAGUCGAGGCUGCAGCUGCUCCAGGACCUCCAGGAGUUUUUCCGCCGGAAAGCCGAGAUCGAGCUCGAGUAUUCCCGCAGCCUGGAGAAGCUGGCUGAGCGCUUCUCCUCCAAGAUCCGCAGCUCCCGGGAGCACCAGUUCAAGAAAGACCAGUAUCUCCUCUCGCCCGUGAACUGUUGGUAUCUAGUCCUGCACCAGACCAGGCGGGAGAGCAGAGACCAUGCCACCCUCAACGACAUCUUCAUGAACAAUGUCAUUGUCCGCCUCUCCCAGAUCAGCGAGGAUGUCAUCAGACUCUUCAAAAAGAGCAAGGAGAUUGGCCUGCAGAUGCAUGAGGAGCUACUGAAGGUCACCAACGAGCUCUACACAGUCAUGAAAACCUACCACAUGUACCACGCAGAGAGCAUCAGUGCAGAAAGCAAGCUGAAGGAGGCCGAGAAGCAGGAGGAGAAGCAGUUCAACAAGUCGGGAGACCUCAGCAUGAACCUGCUCCGGCAUGAGGACCGGCCCCAGCGCCGCAGCUCUGUGAAGAAGAUCGAGAAGAUGAAGGAGAAGAGGCAGGCAAAGUAUUCCGAGAACAAGCUGAAGUGCACCAAGGCCCGGAAUGACUACUUGCUGAAUCUGGCGGCCACCAACGCGGCUAUAAGCAAAUACUACAUCCACGACGUCUCCGACCUCAUCGACUGCUGUGACUUGGGCUUUCAUGCCAGCCUGGCCCGCACCUUCCGGACCUACCUCUCAGCCGAGUACAACCUGGAGACCUCGCGCCACGAGGGGCUGGACGUCAUCGAGAACGCCGUGGACAACCUAGAUUCCCGAAGCGACAAGCACACGGUCAUGGACAUGUGUAACCAGGUCUUCUGCCCCCCGCUCAAGUUCGAGUUUCAGCCCCACAUGGGGGACGAGGUGUGCCAGGUCAGCGCCCAGCAGCCCGUCCAGACGGAGCUGCUCGUGCGGUACCACCAGCUGCAGUCCAGACUGGCCACUCUCAAGAUUGAGAACGAGGAGGUCAGGAAAACUCUGGACGCCACCAUGCAGACGCUGCAGGACAUGUUGACCGUGGAGGACUUUGAUGUCUCCGACGCCUUCCAGCACAGCCGGUCCACGGAGUCUGUGAAGUCGGCCGCCUCCGAGACCUACAUGAGCAAGAUCAACAUCGCCAAGAGGAGAGCCAACCAGCAGGAGACAGAGAUGUUCUAUUUUACGAAAUUUAAAGAGUAUGUGAAUGGCAGUAACCUCAUCACUAAGCUGCAAGCCAAGCACGACUUACUCAAGCAGACUUUGGGCGAAGGCGAGAGAGCGGAAUGCGGUACAACCAGGCCCCCCUGUCUUCCCCCUAAACCACAGAAAAUGAGGAGACCUAGGCCUCUCUCAGUGUGUAGCCAUAAACUAUUUAACGGCUGUAUGGAAGCGUUCAUUAAGGAUUCAGGACAAGCUAUACCACUGGUCGUCGAGAGCUGUAUCCGAUACAUCAAUUUAUACGGACUCCAGCAGCAAGGCAUCUUCAGAGUGCCAGGAUCUCAGGUUGAAGUCAAUGACAUCAAAAAUUCCUUUGAGAGAGGUGAAGACCCCCUUGUGGAUGACCAAAAUGAACGAGAUAUCAAUUCAGUUGCUGGCGUUCUAAAACUGUAUUUCCGAGGACUGGAAAACCCACUCUUUCCUAAGGAAAGGUUUCAGGAUUUGAUAUCUACUAUUAAACUCGAGAACCCAGCUGAGAGGGUGCACCAGAUCCAACAGAUCCUCAUCACCCUUCCCCGCGUGGUCAUCGUGGUCAUGAGAUACCUCUUUGCUUUCCUCAACCACCUCUCACAGUAUAGCGACGAGAACAUGAUGGAUCCCUACAACCUGGCCAUCUGCUUUGGGCCCACCCUCAUGCACAUCCCCGAUGGGCAAGACCCUGUGUCCUGCCAGGCACACGUCAACGAAGUCAUCAAAACCAUCAUCAUCCAUCAUGAAGCCAUCUUCCCCAGCCCCCGGGAGCUAGAGGGACCUGUGUAUGAGAAAUGCAUGGCUGGAGGGGAAGAAUAUUGUGACAGCCCGCACAGCGAGCCAGGGACCAUCGACGAAGUUGACCAUGACAACGGCACGGAGCCUCACACCAGUGACGAAGAAGUGGAGCAGAUCGAGGCCAUCGCCAAGUUUGACUACGUGGGGCGGUCCCCACGGGAGCUGUCCUUCAAGAAGGGAGCCUCACUGCUGCUGUACCACCGAGCCUCCGAGGACUGGUGGGAGGGUCGUCACAACGGCGUGGACGGGCUCAUCCCACAUCAGUACAUAGUUGUACAGGACAUGGACGACGCCUUCUCUGACAGCCUGAGCCAAAAGGCCGACAGCGAGGCCAGCAGUGGGCCGCUGCUGGACGAGAAGGCCUCCUCCAGAAACGACCUGCAGUCCCCCACGGAGCACAUCUCGGAUUACGGCUUUGGGGGGGUGAUGGGCCGAGUGCGGUUACGAUCUGACGGAGCAGCCAUCCCCAGGCGCCGAAGCGGGGGCGACACACACAGCCCACCCCGGGGCCUGGGCCCCAGCAUAGACACACCACCCCGGGCCGCCGCCUGCCCCAGCAGCCCCCACAAAAUCCCCCUCACUCGGGGAAGGAUCGAGAGCCCUGAGAAGCGGAGGAUGGCGACGUUCGGGAGCGCCGGCAGCAUCAACUACCCCGACAAGAAGGCGCUCUCCGAAGGGCACAGCGUGCGGUCGACGUGCGGUUCCACCAGGCACAGCAGCCUGGGGGACCACAAGUCCCUGGAGGCCGAGGCCCUGGCUGAAGACAUUGAGAAGACCAUGAGUACGGCUCUGCACGAGCUCCGGGAGCUGGAGAGGCAGAACACGGUCAAGCAGGCGCCAGACGUGGUGCUGGACACCCUGGAGCCCCUGAAGAACCCGCCAGGCCCCAUCAGCUCGGAACCGGCCAGCCCGCUGCACACCAUCGUCAUCCGCGACCCCGACGCCGCCAUGCGCCGCAGCAGCAGCAGCUCCACCGAGAUGAUGACCACCUUCAAGCCAGCCCUGUCGGCGCGCCUGGCCGGCGCCCAGCUGCGCCCGCCCCCCGUGCGGCCGGCGCGGCCCGCGGUCCAGCACCGGUCCAGCAGCAGCAGCAGCUCAGGAGUGGGCAGCCCGGCCGUGACGCCCACCGAGAAGGUCUUCCCCAGCAGCUCGGCCGACAAGUCGGGCACCAUGUGA